This is a messenger RNA of Gryllus bimaculatus (two-spotted cricket), 1190 nucleotides long. The record is from the annotation of a GenBank genome assembly. Lineage: Eukaryota; Metazoa; Arthropoda; Insecta; Orthoptera; Gryllidae.
GUAAAGUCAUCUCGAGGACACAAAAAGAUUUACAAAGGAAGACUCGCAAAAUCGAAGGAAGUUCCUUUCCAGGUUUACGUGCGUGUAUUUCUAGCAGACGGCUCCAAAGAGUACUGUGGAGGAGCUAUAAUUGGUUCACGUCACAUUAUCUCGGCAGCCCACUGCGUUCAAAUGCCGGCAGUGGAGAAAGUGUGUUCAAUUGUGGGCCAUGAGAAUCGAUUCCACAAGCAAACGCUCAAGUACACUGUUGUACGUCAACAUUUUUAUCCCAAGAAACGAGCAGAAAAUGUGGAUGCCGAUAUCGUUGUAUUUCUGGUUGAUCGUCCAUUGCCAAUAGGGAAGGCAAACAUCCAACAGAUACGGCUUGUGGGGAAAAACCAGAUCAUUCCAACACAUACAACAUGUUCAAUUUCUGGCUGGGGAAGAACUGAAAACCCGAUGGACGAUCAAGAUCUCAUGCGGUAUACGAAAGUACCCAUAGUGUCACACGAACACUGUCGGAAGGCGUACCCGAAUUCAUCAACCGUUGAUAUGCUGUGUGCGGGAUUCUAUGAGGAAGGUGGAGCAGAUGCUUGCAAGGGUGACUCAGGAGGACCACUCGUGUGCGACGGCGUUCUCACAGGUCUCGUGAAGAGCGGAAAAGGGUGUGGCCUGCCCCAUUACCCAGGCACUUACACCGAUGUUCGAUACUACUGGAGUUGGAUCAAGAAAGUCAUGACCGAAGACCUACGAAAGGAAGCGCCAACCAAAAGUGGAACUCGAGUGAAACACGUCAAUAUAUGCUAGAACUAAAUUUCGCUCUGAGCUCAGUUAAAAUUACUGAUACGCGCUUCAAGGGAUGGCAAGGGUGUCAGUACUUUGACACAACAGUUGUUUGAAAAAGGAAGAAAAAGUGAAUAAGAUAAAAAGUUAAAUCGGCAGUAAAACUUUACACUAUGGCUCAAACAAGGUUCAGGAGUGAGUCUGAUACCAAAAUCUUCAGAAAUAAUAUCGGCAGGCGGACAAUCUGUGCAGUGAAAUUAAUGAAUUCUCUGGGAUUUGAUUAUAAUUAUUUACAAUAAAUUUUAUUUAACACUUCUCAAUUAAAAACUGCUAGUUUUGAUACAUUGUUGUGCAUCAAAAUUAAUUUCCAAAGUCUGUAGAUAUUUAGGAAAAAACACGUCACUUCUACACAUGUAGUCUCCUUGUAA